Molecule: messenger RNA, 4166 nt
Organism: Ricinus communis (castor bean)
Lineage: Eukaryota; Viridiplantae; Streptophyta; Magnoliopsida; Malpighiales; Euphorbiaceae
Product: cellulose synthase A catalytic subunit 5 [UDP-forming]
Exons: 14
Coding region: 531-3818 (1095 amino acids)
Biological process (GO): plant-type primary cell wall biogenesis; cellulose biosynthetic process
Cellular component (GO): trans-Golgi network; plasma membrane
Molecular function (GO): cellulose synthase (UDP-forming) activity
Source: RefSeq, a predicted model, not a curated record
AAAAUUUCUCUCUCCAAAAAGAUAUGUUUUUUUUUCUUUAAUAAUUUGUGCCUGUAUAUAAUUUUCCAUUUUGGCAUAGAGAACCCACCUCAGAGAAAAGGGGGGGUGUGGGUCUUUGAAGAAAGGAAUCAAGAAACACCAACAAACGCAAACAAAGCAUUUUCCUUUUGUUAGAUAAAAAAUAUAUAAUACGUUUUUUCUAAUUGCUCUUAUUUUUUAAUUGCUAAUUAGCAUUUUUGAAAUUAUUUUUUCUGUUUCUACUAUAUUUCACAGACAUACACUCUCUCUCACUCUAAUAUGAUGUGAGGUUGGUUGGUGUUUCUUGGUAUGGGAGCUGGAGAGGGUGGGCUAUACUUAAAGCAGCUAAUGAUUUAUACAUAGAGAGAGAGAGAGAGAGAGAGAGAGAGAGAGUAAAGCUUUGUGCUUUGUGGGUUUUUGAGUAAUGAGAGCGUUGAGAGGAGAGAAGAGGCUUGUAAUUGAUACUGUGAGUUGAGCUUUAAGGGAAGUAUUGGGUUGAGCUAUAGCUUUUCAUGGAAACUAAAGGGAGACUGAUUGCUGGUUCGCACAAUAGAAAUGAGUUUGUGCUUAUCAAUGCUGAUGAGAUUGCAAGAGUUACUUCUUUUAAAGAACUAAGCGGGCAAAUUUGCCAGAUCUGUGGGGAUGAGAUAGAGAUUACAGUAGAUGGGGAGCCAUUUGUUGCUUGUAAUGAAUGUGCAUUCCCUGUAUGUAGACCUUGCUAUGAAUAUGAAAGAAGAGAGGGAAACCGAGCCUGCCCUCAAUGCAAAACCAUAUACAAGCGCAUCAAAGGGAGUCCUAGAGUUGAAGGGGAUGAAGAAGAGGAGGAUACAGAUGAUUUGGAAAAUGAAUUUGAUAUUUCUGCAUCUCAAAACAUUGCUGAGGCUAUAUUCUCUGCUCACCUUAACAUUAGCACGGCUUCACAAGUCAAUGUUUCAGGGUUUGCUGCACCUCCUGAGUUAGAUUCUGUUCCCAUAGUUUCUGAGAUCCCUCUUCUGACUUAUCAUGAAGAGGAUGUUGGGAUUUCCUCUGAUAAGCAUGCUCUUAUUGUACCCCCAUUUCGCGCAAAACGGAUACACCCAAUGCCAUUUCCUGAUUCUUCCAUGUCUUUGCCACCCCGACCUAUGGAUCCUAAGAAAGACUUGGCAGUGUAUGGAUAUGGAACAGUCGCAUGGAAAGAGAGAAUGGAGGAGUGGAAGAAAAAGCAGCAUGAAAAACUUCAGGUGGUUAAGCAUCAAGGUGGAAACAAUGAUGGAAAUGAAAUAGAUGAUCCUGAUUUGCCCAUGAUGGAUGAAGGGAGGCAGCCUCUGUCAAGGAAGUUACCAAUUUCUUCAAGCAAGAUAAGCCCAUACAGGUUGAUAAUCAUACUCCGGCUUGUAAUCCUUGGCCUCUUCUUCCACUAUAGACUUCUCCACCCAGUCAACGAUGCCUAUGGAUUGUGGCUAACAUCAACAGUUUGUGAAAUAUGGUUUGCUGUAUCAUGGAUAUUCGAUCAGUUACCAAAGUGGUAUCCGAUUGAGCGAGAAACAUAUCUUGAUCGAUUAUCAUUGAGGUAUGAGAAAGAUGGGAAGCCAUCUGAGUUAGCUGCUAUAGACAUAUUCGUUAGUACUGUUGAUCCAAUGAAAGAACCUCCACUUAUCACAGCAAACACAGUUCUAUCUAUCCUUGCUGUAGAUUAUCCAGUCGACAAAGUUGCAUGCUAUGUCUCAGAUGAUGGUGCUGCUAUGCUCACUUUUGAAGCACUCUCUGAGACAUCUGAAUUUGCAAGAAAGUGGGUCCCUUUCUGCAAGAAAUAUAAAAUUGAACCCCGUGCUCCAGAGUGGUACUUUGGUGAGAAGGUUGACUAUUUGAAAGAUAAAGUAGAUCCAUCAUUUAUCAGGGAACGCCGUGCUAUGAAGAGAGAAUAUGAAGAGUUCAGAGUUCGAAUAAAUGGACUGGUUUCCACUGCACAGAAGGUUCCCGAGGAGGGAUGGACAAUGCAGGAUGGAACUCCAUGGCCUGGGAAUAAUGUCAGAGAUCAUCCUGGAAUGAUUCAGGUUUUCCUGGGACAACACGGUGUUCAUGAUGUUGAAGGAAAUCAACUACCUUGUCUGGUUUACGUGUCUCGUGAGAAGAGACCAGGAUUUGAUCACCACAAAAAGGCCGGCGCAAUGAAUGCUUUGGUGAGGGUAUCUGCAAUCAUAUCAAAUGCUCCAUACCUGCUGAAUGUCGAUUGUGAUCAUUAUAUAAAUAACAGUAAAGCACUUCGUGAUGCUAUGUGCUUCAUGAUGGAUCCAACAUCUGGCAAGAAAAUCUGUUAUGUACAAUUUCCUCAAAGAUUUGAUGGGAUUGAUCGUCAUGAUAGAUACUCCAAUCGCAAUGUUGUAUUCUUUGAUAUCAACAUGAAAGGACUGGAUGGGAUCCAAGGACCUAUAUAUGUUGGUACAGGGUGUGUCUUCAGAAGGCAGGCGCUGUAUGGGUAUGAUGCCCCCAUCAAGAAGAAGCCACCAGGCAAGACAUGUAACUGCUGGCCAAAAUGGUGCUGCUUUUGUUGCAGAUCUAGAAAGAAAAAUAAGAAAGGAAAAUCAGCUGAGAAAAAGAACAGGGAGGCCUCCAAGCAGGUGCAUGCAAAGAAGAACAGGGAGGCUUCCAAGCAGAUAUAUGCAUUAGAAAAUAUUGAGGAGGGUAUUGAAGGAGUAGAUAAUGAAAAAUCAGAAUUAAUGCCCCAAAUAAAAUUUGAGAAAAAAUUUGGGCAGUCAGCAGUUUUCAUAGCUUCAACACUCAUGGAAGAAGGUGGAAUUCCAAAAGGAGCAACUUCUGCAUCACUUUUGAAAGAAGCAAUUCAUGUCAUCAGCUGUGGCUAUGAAGAUAAAUCCGAAUGGGGGAAAGAGGUUGGGUGGAUUUAUGGUUCUGUCACUGAGGAUAUAUUGACAGGCUUCAAGAUGCAUUGCCAUGGCUGGCGAUCAGUGUACUGCAUACCAAGGAGACCUGCGUUUAAGGGCUCAGCUCCAAUAAAUCUUUCAGAUCGUCUACACCAGGUUCUCCGAUGGGCACUAGGAUCUGUUGAGAUUUUGUUGAGUAAGCACUGUCCAAUAUGGUAUGGGUAUGGGUGUGGAUUGAAACCAUUGGAGCGCUUCUCAUAUAUAAACUCAGUUGUUUAUCCACUGACCUCAAUUCCCUUGGUCGCAUACUGUACCUUGCCAGCUGUUUGUCUCCUUACUGGGAAAUUUAUUGUCCCUGAGCUUACUAAUUAUGCAAGUAUCAUUUUCAUGGCCCUCUUCAUAACCAUAGCAGCUACAAGCAUCUUAGAAAUGCAAUGGGGAGGGGUCGGGAUACAUGACUGGUGGAGAAAUGAGCAGUUUUGGGUGAUUGGUGGCACGUCAUCCCACCUGUUUGCUCUUUUCCAGGGUCUGCUCAAGGUAUUAGCAGGUGUUAGCACCAGUUUCACGGUUACUUCAAAAGCAGGAGAUGAUGGAGAAUUUUCAGAGCUCUACCUCUUCAAGUGGACAUCUUUACUGAUCCCUCCUUUGACCUUGCUUUUCAUAAACAUUAUCGGAAUCGUAGUUGGAGUUGCAAAUGCCAUCAAUAAUGGCUACGAUUCAUGGGGUCCAUUCUUCGGCAGGCUAUUCUUUGCAGGUUGGGUCAUUCUCCAUUUAUAUCCAUUCUUAAAGGGAUUUUUGGGGAAGCAAGACAGGCUUCCCACAAUCAUUCUUGUCUGGUCAAUACUUCUAGCUUCAAUUUGUUCGCUUUUGUGGGUUCGACUCAACCCCUUUGUGUCGAGAGGUGGCCUUGCUUUAGAAGUUUGUGGGUUGGAUUGCGACUAAGGAACACCUAGAAGGUUAGAUAUUGGGUUACAUGUAGAAAUGUCAUUUUAGGAUUCUGCAAAAGCAAAAGCUACAAUUCUCAUCAAAGAUGAAAGAAACCCCCCCUAUGACAUAGUAUGAUUCUUCUCAAUAAGUUCUGAAGGAAAAUUGUGGUGGGUACGUGUGUGUAGAUAUAAAAGGGCUUUGACAUAUUGUCAUCUGUUUGGCCUAGUUUCUUCUGAUUCUUUUUGGUACAUGUGGAUUUCUUGGCUGAUUAUUAGAUGGCUGUAAUCUGAGAGGACAAGGGUCUACUUUAUUUAUAUUCCCUUUUCAAAGGGACUAAUACAAAAUUCCAUCUUACUGUUUGUA